This is a messenger RNA of Aphidius gifuensis, 954 nucleotides long. RefSeq names its product EEF1A lysine methyltransferase 1. Gene Ontology annotation, molecular function: nucleic acid binding; protein-lysine N-methyltransferase activity. Lineage: Eukaryota; Metazoa; Arthropoda; Insecta; Hymenoptera; Braconidae. The record is from RefSeq and is a predicted model, not a curated record. The coding region runs from base 282 to 950 and encodes 222 amino acids. Gene Ontology annotation, biological process: methylation. The transcript has 2 exons.
UAUAAUAAUAAAAACAAAUAAAAAUUAAAAGAUUAAAAAUAAAAAUAAAAAUAAAAAAAUUGGUGCGCUUACCACAGGACAUUACAAUAUUAUUCAUCAAGAUAGUCAACAAAAAUUAGGUAUAUCAACAAAACUACAAAGAUAAAUAUUAAAUGUAUAAAUUAUUGUUUGAUUGCUAUUGUUGACAUAUCUAACCUCGAAUACUUUUAGUCAAAAUAAACAAACACGAGACUUAACUUUGUUAAUUGUUUAUUUACAAUUAUAAAAAAUUAUUUUAAACAAUGUCAGAUAGUGAUGAUGAUAUUCCACAAUUAAGCAGUACAUCACUUGCUGCUCUUCAAGAAUUUUAUGCUGAAAAAAAAGAAAGAGAAGAACAAAUAUCAAGACUGAUUGAAAAUGCAAAUGAUCCUGAGAAACAAUGUGACAUUAAGGAUAGCAUUACUUUUGAAGAAGAUUGGCAAUUGAGUCAAUUUUGGUAUGAUGAUGAUACUAUUGAUAAAUUUGUUCAAGGUGCAAUUGCAGCAACAAAACCAGAUGGAAUAAUUGCACUUGUGUCUUGUCCAACUUUAUAUUAUCCAUUGAAAAAAAAAGCUGGUGAAAGAACUGUUAAAUUAUUUGACUAUGACACCAGGUUUCAGGCAUAUGGUAAUGAUUUUUCACAAUAUGAUUACAACAAACCAACAACAUUACCAAGUGAAUUACAAAACAAGUGUGAUCUUGUUAUUGCUGAUCCACCAUUUUUAUCAGAAGAAUGUUUAACUAAAACUUCAAUAUCAAUUAAGUAUUUAGCAAAAAAAAAUAUUGUUCUAUCAACUGGUGCAAUUAUGGAAGAACUAGCUAAUAAAUUAAUGAAUCUUGAUAAAUGCAAAUUUGAGCCACAUCAUAAAAAUAAUUUAGCCAAUGAAUUUUCUUGUUAUUCAAAUUUUAAUUUUGACAAUUUUAUUCAUUAAAUAA